AUGAGAGGGGGAAAAUACCAACAGCCCCCUGCAAACGCGCUACCUAGCGCCUUCCGGGUAAAAGUAGAUUACUGGGAGGAUGAGGACCUUCCACCCCACAUCCAGACUGUUCUUCCUGUGGAUGAAUGUGCAUAUAUCUUCAUCAGAGGCACCUGCUUGGAGGAGAUGAGACCCCAAGAGACCCAGCCAGUGCCCCUCUCCUACAGGCUGCUGGAUGGUCGAGACAACCUCCCACCUGUUGUCUUCCUGCAUGGGUUGUUCAGCAACAAAAACAUCUUCCAGGCUGAGGCUGAGGCCCUGGCACAGCAGACAGGCAGGAAGGUAUUGACAGUGGAUGCUCGGAACCAUGGAGAGAGCCCUCAUAGCCCUGACUGCAGCUAUGCAGCCAUGAGUGCUGACCUGCAGGCUCUCCUGUCAAAGCUAGGACUCACCCCCUGUGUCCUCAUCGGGCACAGUAUGGGAGGCAAGACAGCCAUGGCAUUUGCACUACAGGAGCCGGAGCUGGUAGAACGCCUGGUCUCAGUGGAUAUCAGCCCCUUUGUGGCCACGGAGAUGCCAAAUGUCUUUAAAAUUGUACCUGCCAUGAAUUCUUUAAACCUCCUUGGAAGUCUUUCCCACUCCCAAGCCUUUGAAGUAGUUGAUGAGCAUCUGAAGCCAUCCGUCAAGGAUUCAGGUAUUCGGCAGUAUCUGUUCAACAGUCUGGUGCAGGUCAACGGGCAGUAUGUGUGGAAAGUCAAUGCUGGAAACCUGUGGCAGCAACAAAACCAGCUUCUGGAAACUAUUCCAAUCCAGGGAGUCUAUGGUGGCCCCACACUCUUCCUCACAAGCAUCAAUUCAUCCUUUGUCCCGCAAAGUCACCACCCCAAGAUCAAGCUCCUAUUCCCUGAAGCCCAGUUCCAGACCAUCCCUGAUGCUGGCCACAUCCUCCAUAUCAACAAGCCCCAAGAGUUCAUGAAUAGUAUCCUCAGUUUCCUGUCCUAG
Messenger RNA from Trichosurus vulpecula (common brushtail), 981 nucleotides. Its product is annotated as protein ABHD11-like. The record is from RefSeq and is a predicted model, not a curated record. Gene Ontology annotation, cellular component: mitochondrion. Bases 1 to 981 code for a protein of 326 amino acids. The transcript has 7 exons. Lineage: Eukaryota; Metazoa; Chordata; Mammalia; Diprotodontia; Phalangeridae.